Anneissia japonica is the source of this 4841-nucleotide messenger RNA. Its product is annotated as multidrug resistance-associated protein 4-like. NCBI's taxonomy places the organism in Eukaryota, Metazoa, Echinodermata, Crinoidea, Comatulida, Comatulidae. Gene Ontology annotation, molecular function: chloride channel activity; ATP hydrolysis activity; ABC-type transporter activity. The record is from RefSeq and is a predicted model, not a curated record. Gene Ontology annotation, cellular component: membrane. Gene Ontology annotation, biological process: monoatomic ion transport; transmembrane transport.
AGUAUGCCAUGAAAUACAUGCGUUGAUGGUGCAAUUUUUUAUGAUGGGAAGUGAAAUGCACUGUCGGCAAUUCUUUUAGCACGGAUUUCCAAAAGAACAAUGCAAGUCAGAACUACUGUAGUGUUACAUAAAGUUUAGAAAGGUGGCAUGAUUUGAGAGGCUCUCUCUGUUUUUUUAGGUUUAUCCGCACCGUACUCCGAAGGAAGGUUUGGAGAGCACCAUCGUGAUGGCCAACAACACUGACGACAGCCAUCCAAAAAAGCCCCGCGAAUGUCCAAAGAAGGAAGACGGGAAUGAUGAAAACUUUGAAUUUGAUGAGCACCCUUAUCGUAAUGCUACCUGGUUGUCGAGGCUGUUCUUUUGUUGGCUUACUCCUCUGUUCAAGAUAGGCUAUAAGAGGCCUUUGGAAAUUCAGGAUAUGUACCCAUUACUUGAUAAUGAUAAGGCAGAGCACCUUGUUGAUCAUUUAUCAAGAAAAUGGGAAAAAGAGGUCUUACAAAGUAAAAGUAGCAGUUAUGAUCCAAGCCUGCGCUGGGCUGUAGCCCGCUUUAUAUGGAAACCUUUGAUGAUUACAGCUCUCUUUGCUUUUGUUGAGGAAUUUAGUAGAACGAUACAACCACUGUUUGUGAGCUAUCUCGUCAUGUACUUCACCAUGGACUCAGAUAUAACAACCCAGGAAGCUUACGUAUAUGCCACUGUCAUUGUGUUGUUUUCCAUUGUUGCAGUAACAGCACAUCAUCCUUUUUUUUUCUGCUCAUCACUAUUGGGCAUGAGGAUACGAGUUGCAUGUAGUGGUCUUAUUUACCGAAAGGCCCUCAGGUUGAGUAGUACAGCUUUAGGAAAGACAACAGUUGGACAAAUCGUAAACAUUUUGUCAAAUGAUGUAAACAGAUUUGAUCUGGCAAUGCUCUUUGUCCACUACCUCUGGAUAGCUCCAUUACAGUUAAUUGCUGUUACUGUGUUGCUAUGGUAUGAAAUAGGCCCAUCAUGCUUUGCUGGUGUGUUUAUCGUUCUGCUUAUGGCUCCACUACAAGCAUGGUUUGGAACACUUUUUGCAAAAUUUCGAUCAAAGACUGCUAUCUUGACUGAUGAAAGAAUUCGCAUUAUGAAUGAGAUCAUCGCUGGAAUGCGAGUUAUCAAGAUGUACGCUUGGGAGAAACCUUUCAGUUACCUUGCAUCUGAGUGUAGAAGGCCAGAUGCCCUCAGGUUGAGUAGUACAGCUUUAGGAAAGACAACAGUUGGACAAAUCGUAAACAUUUUGUCAAAUGAUGUAAACAGAUUUGAUCUGGCGAUGCUCUUUGUCCACUACCUCUGGAUAGCUCCAUUACAGUUGAUUGCUGUUACUGUGUUGCUAUGGUAUGAAAUAGGCCCAUCAUGCUUUGCUGGUGUGUUUAUCGUUCUGCUUAUGGCUCCACUACAAGCAUGGUUUGGAACACUUUUUACAAAAUUUCGAUCAAAGACUGCUAUCUUGACUGAUGAAAGAAUUCGCAUUAUGAAUGAGAUCAUCGCUGGAAUGCGAGUUAUCAAGAUGUACGCUUGGGAGAAACCUUUCAGUUACCUUGCAUCUGAGUGUAGAAGGCGUGAAAUCAGGAAAAUUCGCAAGACCUCACUGCUUCGUGGAUCGAACCUAGCAUUCUUCUAUACAGCCACUAGUCUUGUUAGUCUAGCUACAUUUGUUGUUUAUUCACUUACUGGUAACACACUGACAGCAAGUAAGGUGUACCUUGUGAUACCGUUGUACAAUGUUGUACGACUCUCUGUAGUGAUUUUCCUUCCAAAUUGUGUAAUGACGUUAACAGAAAGUCUUGUUUCCUUGCGUAGAAUUAAGGAAUUUUUGUUGUUAGAUGAGCUUGACCAAGCUGCUCUUGAGGCUCAACAUAGUAACCUUCGACCUAAGCCAGAGGAUGUGCAGGUGGCAGCUGAGGAUGUUUCAGCAUCUUGGGAUCAAGUUGAUGGGGAAAAUUCCUUCACAAUGGUUCUAGAGAAUAUUGAUUUAAAUGUAAAAUCUGGGGAGCUGUUGGCAGUUGUUGGAUCAGUAGGCUGUGGAAAGUCUUCUCUAUUGAUGGCGAUUAUGGGAGAGGUCCCUCACAUAACUGGGAAGGUAAAAGUGUCAGGCCGGCUAGCUUAUGCUUCCCAAUUGCCUUGGAUUUUCUCAGGCACUGUUAAGGAUAACAUCCUAUUUGGCAAACCAUACAACAAGCAGCAGUUUGAUCAUGUCGUUGAAGUAUGUGCUUUAAGAAGGGACCUUGAUAUUUUACCAAACAAAGAGUACACGCUAGUUGGUGAACGUGGAGUAACCCUAAGUGGAGGUCAAAGGGCAAGGGUUGGACUUGCAAGAGCGGUUUACAGUGACAUGGAUAUUUAUUUACUUGAUGACCCAUUAAGUGCUGUUGACACAGAAGUUGGGAGGUACUUGUUUGAUGUAUGUAUUAGGGAGAGUUUGAAGGAUAAACCUUGUAUAUUAGUUACUCACCAACUUCAGUACUUGGAAAAUGUUGACAAGAUACUUGUAAUGAAAGAUGGUCAGGUAGCUGGUUAUGGAACAUACAGUGAGCUGCAGUCUUCUGGGAUAGAUUUUGCCACUUUACUAAAAGAGCCCGAAAACAAAGAUGAUGUAAUAAGUAACCAAGAAUCAACUACUGGGAUAAUGGCAGGAUCACAACAGUUUAGUUCCACCGGAUCAUUAGAAUCCUCUAAGGGUAUAGACUCAGCAGCUGAAAACGAAGGAAAGGAAAGCAAAGCUAUUGGCACUGUCUCCUUUAGAGUUUACCGGCGAUAUAUUGGAGCUGGAGGUGGAAUUUGCUUCUUAUUGCUAUACGUAUUAGCUAAUAUUUUAGUUCAGACACUAUAUAAUGCAUCUGAUUGGUGGUUGUCAUAUUGGGUGUACAAAGAAGAAACAGCACAAGAAGAAUUUGAUUCCAUUGAUUUUGCAAAUUCUGUAAGUAAAAUGAUCAUAUGGUUUUUAGAUGCAUGGGUUCAAUUCAAAUAUUGUAGCAUUGGUCGAAUUCUGAAUAGAUUUGCCAAAGAUAUCGGAUUUAUGGAUGACCUCCUACCACUAACAUUUGCAGAUGUCGUGCAGAUUUCCUUAAUGGUCUUUGGGAUCGUCACUACCGUGGUCAUUUUCAAUCCAGUUGUGCUUGUCUUUGUCGUGCCACUUUUUGUUAUUUUAGUGUUUGUGCGAACAUAUUACCUAUAUACAUCACGUGAUGUAAAGCGUAUGGAGGGAAUUACUCGUAGUCCAGUAUUUUCCCACCUAUCCGCAACUCUACAAGGUCUAAGUACAGUGAGAGCCUUCCAAGUACAGCAGUCAUUCAAGGAUCAGUUUGAGAGCUACCAGGACACUCAUACCCAAGCUUGGUACAUGUUUCUAGCCACAUCGAGGUACUUCGGCAUCUGGCUUGACUGGUUGAGCUUGAUAUUUGUUGCAGUUGUCACUUAUGGCUCUGUCAUUUUGUUACAUGUUUCUGAGAAUCUGAAUUCUGGAUCUGCUGGAUUGUCAUUUUCUUAUGUGUUAAGUUUGAUGGGUGCUUUCCAGUGGGGUGUGAGACAGACUGCUGAGCUGGAGAACUUAAUGACUUCCACUGAGCGUGUUCUAGAGUACACGGAUAUAGAGCCUGAAGCUCCUCUUGAACGUGAAUUUAAACCUUCCUCAGAUUGGCCUAAAUAUGGUAUCAUCACAUUUGAAGGGGCAUCUCUGUCAUACUUUGAUGGGGGACCAACUGUCUUGAACAGACUCUACUGCUGUAUACGAUCCAAAGAAAAAGUUGGUAUUGCUGGCCGAACUGGGGCUGGCAAAAGUUCCUUGAUGACAGCUCUGUUACGCUUGGCUGAACCCACAGGUAAGGUCAUGAUAGAUGGUGUUCUAAUCAGUGACCUUGGACUGCAUGACCUUCGAAAGAGUAUUUCAAUAAUACCCCAGCGGCAACUUCUGUGUUUAGCUCGAGCUCUGCUCCGUCACACUCGUAUCUUGAUUGUGGAUGAAGCCACCGCUAAUGUGGAUAUCAAAACCGAUCAGCUUAUUCAGGCAACAAUUCGUGAGAAGUUUAAACACUGUACUGUGUUGACAAUUGCCCAUAGACUGAACACCAUUAUGGACUCGGAUCGCAUCUUGAUCCUCGAUCAAGGAAAAAUUGCUGAGUUUGAUGAGCCAUUCGUCCUGCUUCAGAAAGAAGAUGGACUUCUUACAAAAAUGGUGUCAGAAAGUGGACGAGCAGAAGCUGUUAAAUUAAUAGCUAUUGCCAGAGAACAGUAUUAUAACAAUUCAAGUGAUCCGUACGGAUUCAGUGAUAAGAACAUUUCAUCAUCACCACUUAGAAAACUUAUACCUAAAGGUGUUAUCAAUCUCACUAUUGAAACUAAUUUAUGAUAACUGUCAUGGUAACUGUUUGGUAAAUGUUUAUUUGUUAGUCAAUUUUUGUUAACAUUUUUAUUGAAAUUCACACAUGUUUAAAUCAUAAAUGCAAUAGAGCACUGUGUAGACUAUCAAAUUUUUAGUCGACAAAAGCAUUCCUGAAUAUGGCAUUUGCAAAAUUUAAAAGUGUUGACAGGGCUGUAGCCUUUACCUGUAUAUGAGUUAAAGGUGUAAACUUCAUUCAUAUAAUUACAACAUGAUUUGUUGAGAUGCAUUACAUGGCAUCAGUGGCAUAUCCAGGAACAUGGAAUAGAAGGGGGCCCAGUGAGGGGCUUUCACAGAGAGGGUCCACCCACCUCAAUCCCCUACCAUGGUUGGGGUUGAGGUAAGACAAUCUAUGACUAUAUCAGCUCUAGAGGGCCAGAAAUGGCACUUUCCAAAUUUUAUUUUUUCUCCAUUUUUUUUUAAUUUUUUUAAAAUUUAGCAUUGA